CUUCAGUGGGCAAGGCUCUUCCAAAGCUGCGCCAUAUUAAAAAACCUCAGAAAUAUUUCGUCGGUUUUUCGGUCGGUUAGAAGAUUUCAAUUUCCAUCAAGAAACCGUCUAUCAUUCCGCGUUCGUUCGAUCGAGGUGAAAUUGACGGACUUGGCGCGUGAAUUCGUCGGUUUUAGGAAGUGAAUUAUGGGUAACGGAGAAGACGCGAGUGCCUUUGACGUUUGCGAACCAUAUUGAAAGGCAUUUUGGAGAAGUUUCGUUGUCAAAGAGAGAUUGAUUGUCUUUCGGUGAAAAAAUGGUAUCGAGGCGGAAGAUCCUGUCUCGAUCGCGGGACAAUCUCGUUGAAUCACAGUACGAGGACCAGGACGAAGAGGACGUGUGGUACAAUCUCGAUAAACUUCACAAGGAUCACAUUCAGGAAGUGUUGGACAAAUGGAAUCAAAUAGACGACGAGAUUUGGGCAAAAGUGAUCGUUUUCGAGAGGAAUCGAAGAGUGGCGAAAGCAUACGCCAGGGCCCCUGUUCUCACCAUUAAUGGCUCCAACGAUGGAUUCGAUGGAUUCAGGAUAGGUCUGUGCGGCUUCGAGAAUCCGAUGAGGGACGUGAAGACGGAGGAGGCUAAGAAACACAUAAAUCAAGGCGUGAAGAUCAAGAUGGACGAGCAAGGGAAUAUACUAAUUAAAAGGCUGUGUAAAAAUAACGUUUACAUAAAGCCAACGAGUCAGGAAGACAACGCAAUUGGAGCGGAAAUCGCACGGAAUUCUCAAGGAGCGUUGGAACACGAGAAGCCAGGGAAAGUGUUCGAUAUGAACAAAUUCCAAACGAAUCUAUCUCGAGAAACUCGAAGAGCCUACCCCGACAGAAGAAGACUUGAAAUGCAAUGUUUGAGCGCCAUCGUUUUUGUCAGAACAGAGCCAGACCUUCUCCAGUGUCCCGUUUGGGUUCUUAUCGUGAACGUCGUUGGUCUGGACAUGUUGAAGUCCAAGUUACCACCAGUUUUAGCGCUGCAAAGGCCUGUGGACAUCAAGAAUCGUCCCAGGAUACCGAUUCCUGACGAGGAUCCUUACAGUGUAGCAGGAGUUUCGUCUUCCAUUGGAGUGUCCGAGACCUUCCAUCAAGAUAGAGAGACUCGAGAUCAGAUCUAUGCUCAAUCGACGAGCUGUAGACAAAGAAGAACUGAGAGACCACCGAAGCUACCACCAAGGGAGAAUCUCUACGGCCACGAUAUACCCAAACCCGAUUAUGACGACAUAGAAGAUGACUAUGGCAGGAAACCCGUCAUAAUGAACGAAGAGAAGAGAAGAAACGAUGACAAAAAGAAAUACGACGAUCCGUAUUAUUGCGGAUUACGGGCUCGUGUUCCAAACUUCGUGAAGAUGGCGAAGAACAGCAAGGUCUCGUCGCGAGGCUACGCGAAACCUCCCCAAGCGCCCACGUACGCAGCCACGGGAUACGCCAGCAGCCAGUCUUCUCAAAUUUACGGCCAUUUACCAGGGAAUCGACCCCCAAUCAUGUAUCAUGCGAGAAGCUUCGAAAGUGGACUCGACUCGGAUGGUAGAAACGAGUCACCGUAUAAUCAUAUAUACGGAAGGUUCCCGGUACCAACCAGAGGUGUACUUCCUCCUGCGCCUAGAGCAAUGUACAUCGGAGAAUGGGAUUAAGAAAUAAACAAAUAAAGAGAACCAAUAAAGUUAACCAGAAGGAAGUUAGCGUAUAAAAGAAACGAAUAACAAAAGAAGGAAAAGAAGCUAUGUCGUAAGGAUGUAACUUCCUCUGACGAUAUGUAACAGUGGAUUAGAAGAUAUAACGGAAUUUAAAGAAGAAAUAAAAGACACCCGUGCAUCAGGAGGGGCAGAGGAUGUGAAGCAUCCUAGGAUCGAAAGCAGAGACGAAGACUAUGCGUAAGAAGGUAAUAAUUAAGAGCAGAGAGAGCUAAAACAGGAGAGCAGAUGAAAUAGAAAAAGGGAGAACUAAUCUUCCGUUUGUACCUAUAAACUGUAUAUUGUUAAUGUACUACAUAAAAUACUCAAAUUUUUAUUGCAAUAAAAUUGUAGAACGAUG
Hylaeus anthracinus is the source of this 2060-nucleotide messenger RNA. RefSeq lists its product as uncharacterized. Gene Ontology annotation, biological process: regulation of DNA-templated transcription. The record is from RefSeq and is a predicted model, not a curated record. Bases 296 to 1660 code for a protein of 454 amino acids. Gene Ontology annotation, molecular function: protein binding. NCBI's taxonomy places the organism in Eukaryota, Metazoa, Arthropoda, Insecta, Hymenoptera, Colletidae. The transcript is spliced from 9 exons.